Effrenium voratum is the source of this 1776-nucleotide messenger RNA. The record is from the annotation of a GenBank genome assembly. NCBI's taxonomy places the organism in Eukaryota, Dinophyceae, Suessiales, Symbiodiniaceae.
AUGCGGUCGCCAUCUCCGAGCACUGCCCGGGUUGAGUCCACGAAGUCCUUGCAAAGCCGGCAGAGGGGGCGCGCCGAAGAUGACGCGGGCCAUGGACAGAGGCCGUCACGGGUAUCCUUCGACACGAACUCGUUGGUGUCAGAACGGGUGGACGCAGAGAUCUCCAAGAGGUACGAAAUUGACAUGCGCGAGAUCGGCAUUGGAGGAUAUGGAAAGGUCUUCAUUGCCAAGGACCGCAUGUUCAAAGAUCGUCAGGUGGCCAUCAAGAAGGUGGUCAGAAUUGACGAGGAGAGGGACUCCGCUUUCAAGAAGGAGGUGCUUAUCAUGAAGAAGCUUGAUCAUCCAAACAUUUGCCGGCUCUUCGAGACCUACGAGCAGGGCCGAGUCAUGUACUUUGUCAUCGAGUUUUGCGAAGGGGGCGACCUCUUCGACAGGUUUUCAAACUGCGGCAAGCUUCCCGAGACGAUGGUUGCGCCGAUAAUUAAGCAGGUGGCGAGUGCUCUGAAGUAUGCUCACUCCAAGGGCAUCGCUCACCGGGAUCUGAAGCUUGAGAACAUUUGCUUCUGCGAGAAGUCGCCCACAAGCACCCAUGUCAAGGUGAUUGACUGGGGCCUCGCGGGCAGCUUCGAGCAGGGCCGUAUGAAGUCCUCCGUGGGCACCUCCACCUACUCGGCCCCUGAGGUGCUCGACCCAGAGGAUGACGAUGACGGCUACACCUGUGCGUGCGACCUAUGGAGCCUGGGCGUGGUUGCCUACGUCGCUCUCUCGGGCAAGCCUCCCUUUUGGGGCAGUCCAAAGCAGCAGGUUGCCCGCAUGAGAUCAGAGCAUUAUCCAUUGAGUGGUGAGUUUUGGGACACCGUGUCAGAAGAGGCCAAGGACUUGAUCAAGCAAUUGUUAAAGACGGAUGUGCAGGUUAGACUGACCGCUGACCAGGUUCUGGACCACCCGUGGCUGGAAAUGGGCCAGAUGGAGCCGGACUACAGGUUGUUGGCACAGGUGCUGACAAAUCUGGAGCAGUUUAGCCGCGCGCCGGAUUUCUUCACUUUUUGCGUUGCCUCAGCCUGGCCCUCAGCCUGUCCCGACGAAGCAAGCGGUCAAGAUGCCAUGGCGCGCAGCCUCGCUGUCGCGGCGUUGAUCGCCGUCGCAGGCGGCCUUGCCUUUGUGCCUGGCGCCAUUCCCCGUGGCACCACGGCGCCGCCGAGCCGGGCACUGCAGGCCGCACCCGCGGCUGAGAGCAGCUGGGGCUCGCUGCCGACUCUGGUCGGAGGCAUGGCCCUGGGUGUCUUCUUCUCCCUGGCCACCCUGGCACCCGUGCGGGCAGAAGAGGCACCAGCCACCCCAGCACCCACGCCGGCAGAACAGGCGCCAACCCCAGCUCCAGGACCCAGUGACGAGGAGAUCCUGGCAAAGGGCUGCGACAUCAGGGUGGACUGCACCACCAAGGAGCAGCAGUUUGCCUGGGCCAAGGCCUACUACAGGAAGUACAACCAGGAGACUGACGGCAAGGACCCCAAGUACUCCAAGCCCAGCACUGGUGCAGGCGUAUUCCGCAAGUUCAAGAUCGACUGGCCCAACCCGGACCCCAGCAUCCCUGACACCACUGAUGGCACCUACCCGAUCCGCAAUGAAGACUUCCUGCCCAUCUGGAAGCAGCAGCAGGAGGAUCUCAGGGCGAAGAUGAAGGAGUACAUUGGCCGGGAGUUCACUGAGAUCCGCUGGAUUGAGGACUAUGACAACGCGGGAAGCCCCUACAAGCCCCACAACGGCUACUACUGA